AUGGGUAGAGAUCACACUUCUAAGCAACACAUCAGAUCUGGUCACAGAGAAGCACCAAAGUCAGACAACGUCUACUUGAAAUUAUUAGUUAAGUUAUACUCUUUCUUAGCUCGUCGUACUGAUGCCCCAUUCAACAAGGUCAUCUUGAGAUCUUUGUUCUUAUCCAAGAUCAACAGACCACCAGUGUCUGUCUCAAGAAUCGCCCGUGCUUUGAAGCAAAAGAACGCCGGUGAAAAGACUAUCGUUGUUGUUGGUACCGUUACCGAUGACAACAGAUUGUUGGAAUUCCCAAAGGCCACCGUCGCCGCUUUGAGAUUCACUGCUGGUGCCAAGGCUACCAUCUUAAAGGCUGGUGGUGAAGCUAUCACUUUAGAUCAAUUAGCUUUAAGAGCUCCAAAGGGUCAAAACACCUUACUUGUCAGAGGUCCAAGAAACUCCAGAGAAGCUGUUAGACACUUCGGUUUCGGUCCACACAAGAACAAGGCUCCAAGAAUCCAAUCCACUGGUAGAAAGUUCGAAAGAGCCAGAGGUAGAAGAAGAUCAAGAGGUUUCAAGGUCUAA
Molecule: messenger RNA, 561 nt
Organism: Debaryomyces hansenii CBS767
Lineage: Eukaryota; Fungi; Ascomycota; Pichiomycetes; Serinales; Debaryomycetaceae
Gene: RPL18
Product: 60S ribosomal protein eL18
Exons: 2
Coding region: 1-561 (186 amino acids)
Biological process (GO): translation
Cellular component (GO): ribosome; cytosolic large ribosomal subunit
Molecular function (GO): structural constituent of ribosome; RNA binding
Source: RefSeq, a predicted model, not a curated record